Microthlaspi erraticum is the source of this 420-nucleotide messenger RNA. NCBI's taxonomy places the organism in Eukaryota, Viridiplantae, Streptophyta, Magnoliopsida, Brassicales, Brassicaceae. The record is from the annotation of a GenBank genome assembly.
AUGAAGCUUCUAUUCCCAGAGGAGCUUAUUGAUGAGAAUCUAGAAGGAUUCAAGGAGAAAGUGACAAGAACUCUAAAGCUUUUUCCUAAGGCAUGUGCCAAGGGACAUUCAUGGAGAGAUUGUCUAUCCAGCUGUGAAUCACCCACCAGAUACUCAUUGCAAGGAGAAAAGACUUGGAGGAUCAAGGAUGCCUCUUGUCUCUAUCUUCUCCUAAGUGCCAAGCCUUACAGUCAAGCUAAAGACUUAAAACAAGCGCUGCAUGGGAGGCAACCCAUGAGGAUAGAAGGAGAAAAAGGUGUGAAAACACAAUCCGCGCCAAACCAUUGGCCGCGGACGCGCAAAGAAAUUCUGGCCGAGCAAUUCCAACCGGGCCGACCGUCACGGUCGAGCCGGGAAGGAAUAGCUGCUCGGCCGGAUUGA